Dioscorea cayenensis subsp. rotundata (Guinea yam) is the source of this 1871-nucleotide messenger RNA. RefSeq names its product cytochrome P450 89A2-like. The transcript has 2 exons. Gene Ontology annotation, cellular component: membrane. Gene Ontology annotation, molecular function: heme binding; oxidoreductase activity, acting on paired donors, with incorporation or reduction of molecular oxygen, NAD(P)H as one donor, and incorporation of one atom of oxygen; iron ion binding. The coding region runs from base 89 to 1651 and encodes 520 amino acids. NCBI's taxonomy places the organism in Eukaryota, Viridiplantae, Streptophyta, Magnoliopsida, Dioscoreales, Dioscoreaceae. The record is from RefSeq and is a predicted model, not a curated record.
CUCCAAUAAUUCCAGAUUUAUUCAUUUAUCUCCCUAAUUUAAACACAACCCAAAAAACAGAAACAAAAUUUCACCAACUCUAGAGAUCAUGAUGGUGUUCGUUUACCUCUUCAUCUUCAUCAUCUCCACUCUCUUCUUCUUCUUCUCCUACACACUCUUCUUCAAAAUCUUCAACAAUGGCGGCCUUCCUCCAGGCCCACCUCUCGUCCCCAUCAUCGGCAACAUCCAAUGGCUCUGGACCUCAUCCGAGGCCUUCCCCAAUCGCCUCCGUGACCUCCACGCUCGUUACGGCCCAAUUAUCACCCUCCACAUCGGCUCCUUCCGCGCCAUCUUCAUCUCCGACCGCCAAAUCACCUACGACGCUCUCAUCACCCGUGGCGCCGUCUUCGCCGACCGCCCUCCGGCCAUCCCCACCACUGGCGUCUUCACCAGCAACCAACACACCAUCAAUUCCGCCCACUACGGCCCUCUCUGGCGCCUCCUCCGCCGCAACCUCAUCUCUGAAAUCCUCCACUCAUCUCGAGUCAAGCUUUUCUCUAAUGGCCGGCAGUGGGUUCUCAACAUCCUCAUCUCCAAGAUCCGCGCCAGCGCCGAGACAAACAAUAGUAUCGUCCUUGAUUUCAAAGAAAAUAUCCAGUUCUCCAUGUUCUGCUUGCUUGUCCUCAUGUGCUUCGGCGAGAAACUCGACGAGAAAGCCAUUAGAGACAUCGAAACAGCUACUAGGAACUUCCUUUUAUAUUCUCUCAAGCUCAGUGUCUUGGCUUUCUUCCCCACGCUCUCCAAACUCAUCUACCGAAAGAGAUGGAACACGGCCAUAAAUCUCCUCCAGAAACAAAAGGACAUAAUCAUACCAUUGAUCAGAACUCGAGAGAAGCACAAAGAGAAGCAGAACAAACAAGGCUGGAGUGAUGAUAAUGAAAAGGAGAGGUUCGUCUACUCUUAUCUUGAUUCUCUUCUAGACAUCAAGCUCACUGAAGAGGGAAACAGGAAGCUCACUGACGAUGAGCUGUCAAACAUAUGUUCUGAAUUCCUCAACGCCGGCACCGACACCACGGCGACCUCACUGGAGUGGAUCAUGGCGAAUCUGGUGAAGCACCAGGAGAUACAAGCCAAGCUGUUUGAUGAAAUACAAGGAGUGGUUGAGAGUACUGAAGCAGAGGAGGUGAAGGAGGAGGAGCUUCAAAGGAUGCCUUAUCUUAAGGCAGUGGUUCUUGAAGGGCUGAGAAGGCACCCGCCCGGGCGCUUCUUGCUGCCGCACAGCGUCGCCGAGGACGUGAUGCUGAAUGGGUACGUGAUUCCGAAAGGUGUGACUAUAAACUUCAUGGUUGCAGACCUGGGAAGAGAUGACAAGGUUUGGGACAAGCCCAUGGAGUUCCGGCCGGAAAGGUUUAUGGAAGGAGGGGAAGGAGAAGGAGUGGAUAUAACCGGAAGCAAAGAGAUAAAUAUGAUACCUUUCGGGGCUGGUAGGAGGAUAUGUCCUGGAUUUGGACUUGCUCUUUUGCAUUUGGAGUAUUUCGUGGCUAAUUUGAUCAAAAAUUUUGAGUGGAAAGCUAUAGAAAAAGAAGAAGUGGAUCUUAUAUCUGAAAAGCCAGAGUUCACUGUGGUCAUGAAAAAUUCUUUGCGGGCUAGAAUUACUCCUAGAAAAAUCUAGUAUUUGAUUUAUAUAUUUUAAUUUGGCAUAUCGAUCAUGAUAUUGGUUGCUACUCAUGAUUUUUGGGUUUUUGGGUUAAUAUGAAAUUUGGGUUUGCAUAUAUACCUUGCAAAAACCUACAAUUUCAGUUAUGAUGUAAUAAAAUUUCAGCAUGAUAUAUAGAUAUUAUGUUUUGACUGAGUAUUGUCAAUAAUCAAUAUUACAUCAAUGUUUUUUUAAA